Molecule: messenger RNA, 321 nt
Organism: Rhizoctonia solani
Lineage: Eukaryota; Fungi; Basidiomycota; Agaricomycetes; Cantharellales; Ceratobasidiaceae
Exons: 1
Coding region: 1-321 (106 amino acids)
Biological process (GO): negative regulation of transcription by RNA polymerase II; chromatin organization
Cellular component (GO): pericentric heterochromatin
Molecular function (GO): chromatin binding
Source: RefSeq, a predicted model, not a curated record
AUGAGAAUCCACAACGUUUUCUACGUGGGUCUUCUGUCAAAGGUCAAAAGGGACAAAAAGCGCAACUUUGAGAACCAGCCACCACCUGUCACUGUGGAUGGAGAAGAAGAAUACAAGGUUGAAGGGAUCACAGACAUGGAAGAAAGGAACGGGAAGUGGUUUUUCAGGGUAAAAUGGAAAGGCUAUGGAUCAGAAGAGAAUACCUGGGAACCAAGGGAGAACCUCAAAAACGCCGAAAAAAUCCUAGAAAAAUUUGAAAAAGAAAUGAAAAAGAAGGCCCUCGGCGCUGCCAAGGCCCUUAGAGGGGGGGCAGUGUCGUAG